AUGUCAAAGUUUCACCUAUUCGAGGGGCCGUGUUUGUUGUUCAGGCCAUUUGAAAUUCAACGGGUGUUUUUCAAUCAUUUGAAUGAAUAUCGAUACAAGAAGCUAGAUCCUACGUACACAAGAGAAGGUUUAGAUGCUGGAGUAAAAGAGGUAAAUCAAAUUUUGUUGUGGGUAUCUCAAGUACUGUUGAGAGAAAUUGUUUUAUAUGUUUAGGUUUGGUGGAUAAGUAAGAUUUAUUUCUAUCUCAUAGUUGUAAAAGGAAUUUUCAUUUGUAUAUUGAUGAUUUGUGGCUUUGUUUUAAUUUAGUUUGGCUAAUUUAUAAAUUAAUUUUUUACUAUAAUAUAAUAUCUCGUUAGGGAAUCGUAAGGAUAGCAAAAGAUCUCAGAGAGAAGAAUGAAACUAAAAUGGUCGAUUAUCUUGGCAAACACCUUCGAUAUCGACUGAAAUUGAGGCUACCGGAGAUGGAUAAAAGUGUACUACAGCAGAAUCUAAAUUUUGAUGUGGACAAUAUAAGAAAGGUUUAUUUACAUUCAAUAUUCAUGACAAUGGAAGGAGUGAAACUAAGUAAGCUUUCUACUUCUUUUUUUACUUUUAGAUACAAAAUAUUUUGAUAAUGGACUAAUUUAUCUACUUUGUGAAUCUGAUGGUUAAUAUAGGUGUUUCUUUUGAUGUCUCUAAUGUUAUGUUCGUUUUUCUUGCUAAAUUUUAACAAAAGGUAUUUCAUCUUACUGUUGCAAGUAUUCUUUGUAUAAUUUCUGUACAAAACUAAUUGAAGCCUUGUUAAUUUUAGCGGUUUUUGUAAACAAAAACAUGUUUUGAAACGUGCACGUUCGCGAGGAGAACACUGGUGCCUUAGGGUUAAUUCAUGUGCUGUUCUGUGUUCUUUUUGACUUUUUCGGGAAAAACAGAAGAUUCUUUUUGUAUGGGAGAAACAGAAAAUUAUCAGUUUUUGCAAUUCAAAUGUUUGUUGUUACGAUAAACAUUGGAAUAUGUUGUUUUAAUCGUUGGUUGUAUUGUUUUGGUUGUUGUGGGGAAGUCACGAAAUAUAAAAAAGUUAAAACUAUUUAAAAUAUUGUGUGAGAGGUUGCGUUAUUAAGUUAAAGUUGAAAUUAGAGCGAAUAUGUGGAAGUGUAAUACCUAAAAAGACGUAGAAUUAGUGACCUUGCGGACGGAAAAGUGACUCACUUUUGUUCGGCUUUUAUUUGAAGCUUGUGUCUUUGGUGGGAUGUUGAUGUCUAAUGAUAAUGCUGGAGUUGUGUUUUGGGGUUAGAAAAGACGUGUUUUAGGUAGGGUUGUAAGUGUACACACUCUUAUCACACGUACUGUUAUUGAGUAGCUAUGGUAACUUGUUGUUGUGUCACUUUUUGUAUUUUUGUCUAUUUGGUUAAAAGUCUAAAAGACGUGGGUUUGGGUUCAAAAUAUUGUAAAAUUUUUAAGUAAAAAUAUCGUUGUAUAAAAAUACUUUUUUUCAGCCGAGGAUACACGAUAUACAGCUUUCGUCACAUCUAUAGCAUACAUUGACCCUAAAGGUACGGGGCCAUUGUCAUCGUUUCAAGUUGCCAAAAGAGUCAAUGAUUUCCUCGUCUGUAAUAUAACGUAAGUUUAAAGACUUUAAUUUUGAAAAUUUAGGUAAUUUUGAAAAUAUUUAUUUAUAUUUAGCUAUGACUUUUUGUAUAUAUGUAUUACUUGUUAUGUUUAGGUUCGGCCGCACCGUGAAACCGAUGGGAAAAUGGCGUAUAUCGGACGUGAACUUUUUCGAUCCGGCUGUCACGGAACAGCUGGCACACGUUUAUGUUUGA
Molecule: messenger RNA, 1799 nt
Organism: Bursaphelenchus okinawaensis
Lineage: Eukaryota; Metazoa; Nematoda; Chromadorea; Rhabditida; Aphelenchoididae
Source: the annotation of a GenBank genome assembly